AUGGCUGACACCCCAUCUAGUACUGCUGUGGCGACGGCUAGCAAUGAUCAACUCGUCGGUGUUGGUGGCAACAGCUAUACUCGAGCGUGGAUGGCAGAGGUUAUGUUUGAGAAGUUCAAUGUUCCGGCUUUUGCUGUCAUGAAUACAGCAGCCCUCUCCUUGUUCUCCACCGGUAUACCCACGGGGCUAGCGGUCGACAUCGGGGAAGGGGUUACUCAUGCCACACCGGUUUUCCAAGGAUUUGCCAUCCCUCAUGCUACCUUCCGCUUGGACAAGGCUGGCAUGGAUAUAACUGAGCAAUUGCAGAAGCUUAUAUCCCAACGUCAACCUACUAUCGCUUCCAAGGUGGCCGGGAUAGCAAGGUCGGGCCGCGAGUAUUUCAUGUAUGCUGAUAUGAAGGAAAGAUUCUGUCGAUUCCAGACGGCUCAUACUCAGAACAGAGGACAGAUCCAGGCUGAUUCUACUGCGAGCUGCAAGGAUGGCUAUUUCGAACUUCCAGAUGGGAGCAUCGUUCAGAUCGAUGAAGAUUGUUGCCUGGAUGCUCCUGACGUGUAUACCGAUCCUUGA
This is a messenger RNA of Perkinsus marinus ATCC 50983, 567 nucleotides long. RefSeq names its product actin, putative. The transcript is spliced from 6 exons. Lineage: Eukaryota; Perkinsozoa; Perkinsida; Perkinsidae. The coding region runs from base 1 to 567 and encodes 188 amino acids. The record is from RefSeq and is a predicted model, not a curated record.